Molecule: messenger RNA, 2921 nt
Organism: Brienomyrus brachyistius
Lineage: Eukaryota; Metazoa; Chordata; Actinopteri; Osteoglossiformes; Mormyridae
Gene: entpd5a
Product: ectonucleoside triphosphate diphosphohydrolase 5a
Exons: 13
Coding region: 187-1485 (432 amino acids)
Biological process (GO): nucleoside diphosphate catabolic process
Cellular component (GO): membrane
Molecular function (GO): GDP phosphatase activity; UDP phosphatase activity
Source: RefSeq, a predicted model, not a curated record
UGAGCAGACGGCCCCGACUUCACUCCGGCAUCCUCUCGGCUCAGCUGCUCUCUUGUCGCCUGCAGUGGGCUGGUGCCAACAGGCUGCAGCCCCUACUCUCCGGACGCAGAGCAGACCGACCGCUCUCACCCUGAACCAGCAAGACUUAACAAGAACAGAAACGCAUUCUACAGCCGGCGCGCGACGAUGACUCUGCAGCUGCUGCUCAUGUCCGUAACGGCCCUGUGUGUGCUGGCAGGGAACUUCCUGGUGGAGGCAGCCUUCUACCACCGCGAGCGCUCCGCCAACAUGGAGAACCUCCUGCCCAGUGCCGACCGCUCCCCCGACAUCAGCCGCACUUUCUACGGGAUCAUGUUUGACGCCGGCAGCACCGGCUCGCGCAUCCACAUCUACACCUUCAUUCAGAAGGAUGACGCUGGAUUGCCGGUUCUGCAGAAUGAAAUGUACCACGCAGUGAAGCCUGGCUUGUCUGCCUAUGCAGACAAGCCUGAAGAGGGUGCAAACACCAUUAAACAGCUCCUGAGGAUCGCGAAGAAGACAAUUCCCCACUCAGAAUGGAGGAGGACUCCGGUGGUCCUAAAAGCCACCGCAGGUCUCCGGCUGCUUCCCGAACACAAGGCCAGGGCGAUUCUGGAUGAGGUCCAUGAAGUCUUUGCGAAGUCCCCCUUUUUCGUCCCCAGCAACAGUGUGACUAUAAUGAAUGGAGCAAACGAAGGGAUCCUGGCGUGGGUCACGGUGAAUUUUUUGACCGGUCACUUGUAUGCCAAAUCACACAAAACUGUGGGAAUCUUGGAUUUGGGUGGCGGCUCAACUCAGAUUACAUUCCUCCCCAAAUUAAAGAAAACGGUUAAUUCUGCUCCAGCUGAUUACAUUGCAAGAUUCGACAUGUUCAACACCACAUAUGAGCUUUACACGCACAGUUACCUCGGAAACGGACUGAUAGCAGCCCGCCUCGCGACGCUGGGAGCCCUGGGCGCCGACGGACUGGACUGGAAAGUUUUCAGAAGUUCCUGCCUUCCCAAGAAGUACAGGGAGGAUUGGACCUUUGGUGGCCUCACUUACAAAAUUAGCGGUACUCCAGAUGGUUAUGCAGGCUACAAACUCUGCUACUAUGAGGUCCUGAGGGUCAUCAAAGGGAUCGUACACCAACCCUUUGAGGUCAAGGGCAGCAGCAUUUUCUAUGCCUUCUCCUACUACUAUGACCGAGCUGUGGAAUCUGGCCUCAUUGAUGGCAGUCGAGGUGGUGUUGUCGAGGUGAGGGAUUUCAAGAAGCGAGCCAAAGAAGUGUGCAACAAAAUGACCAAGUACCGCCCAAUCAGCCCCUUCUUGUGCAUGGAUAUGACCUACAUCACCUGCUUGUUAAAGGAAGGUUUCGGCUUCAAGGACAACACUGUGCUACAGCUUGCUAAGAAGGUGAACAAUGUGGAGAUGAGCUGGGCUUUGGGGGCAACUUUCGACUACUUCAAGCACCUGCACAUCCACUGAGGGAUGGGCCCAGACACCGACGGGCAGGUCCGACAGCUGGGACCCCCCCAGCCUCACCCCCACCCAGGCCUGCCAUGUCACGUAAACAAUAUUUCCACACCGUUACCCUGGAAACGCAUCAAAUAAUUUAAGAACUGUUGAUAAAGAGAUCACUAUAUUUUUUUAAAGCCAGCUAUUUCUACUGUAUGUCUAAUCCAAAAUCAGUGAGUUUUUUUGGGUUUUCCUUCAGCGUCUUUUUGAGGAUCAGAAAAAAAUGCUCCCCUACCUUAAGUAUAUCGGAGUUGGAUUUUGAGGGAGCUUCCGUACUUACUGUGUUUGAAGAUCCUCUUGUAAAAGGUAUCCCUUCGAGGAUGCAGAAAUGCAAUGGGUUCUUCCCAUCGUCCAGCAGAACUGCGGGCAUGAUAAACUGAAUCUUUUGAAACAAACCAUCAGCAAACAUUUUGCAAAUCUGCAUUCGUACCCAUGUCUCACCUACACAGGCCCACAUUCUCUGUACGGCAGAUUAUAUUAUAUAAUCCACUCCAGGGGAAAUCUGUAAACGUUCACUCCUAGCAACUGUUCAGAGUUUUCUCUACAUCCCUUCCAUGUUCACAUUUGUACUUAUAUGCUCCUAUAAACAUUAAUACAGAGCGGCGAUCUGAGCUUUCCAAAGCUUCCUAUUUGCACAUAACACUUUAACGCAGAUACUGUAAGCAAGACGGCCUUUUGCUUCGAUUUCACCUUGAUGUACAUAUUUACUGAUGCAGCCGGGGAGCAUUCAGGGAGGCCAGAGAGCGCAGAGAUGGAUGCUGGCAGCCGUUUAGUGAAAUACGCCUGCAGACCGUUACCUCGGGUCCACAGACAUGUAGGACUGCUCGCAGUAACAACCGGGCAGCAGGAGGGAGUAGGGUUGGAUCUGCAGCAAGGAGCGAGUACAAUGGCGGUAAAAAUAUCGACGGCGUGGUGCUUUGACAUUACAUCCAUAGCAAACUAACUUACAAAGGAAAAUAAAGACAGGGGUUAAACUUUGUGGUGCAGAUAAAACUAAGGAUUCUGUUUAGUCAGUAAUAUCAAUCUAAUUAUAGUACUGUUUUGUACCAAAAUGUAUUUUAGCAUAAUGCUUUAAUAUUGGUAAUGGGAAUUGCACAGGACUGGCUGUAACAUUUACUGUUUAUAACUGGGGGGUUCAUGCCGCUUGUGUACAUUGCAGUGCAAUACGUAAUACUUGAUUUGUAACAUUCUACAGAUACUACACAGCCUCUGAUCAUUCAAACAUUUUUUUUUUAAUAAUGGAAGUUUCUACUCAUGUUUCUCAGUAAGGUUUGAAUACGCUUAUUACUAAAAAGUCACCACACUUUGUGAGAUGAUCCAGGACCAACUGGCCAGUUGCCGCUUCUUCUCUGGUGUCAUUUAUACAUGUUUUCUGUGUAAUAAAAUGGUUAACAAAAUCACAUGUA